AUGCGCAGAAUCAUAACGUUUCCUUAUUUUCUUGGACUUGAGCGUGCGUCGAUGGUAGCUUGGACGGAAGACGGGAAACACGGAGGGCGGGAGGGGAGUGGAGGCGAGAAGAGGGAGGAGCACGGUGAGGGGAAGAUGGGCGAUGAGGGGAAGAUGGGCGAUGAGGGGAAGAUGGGCGAUGAGGGGAAGAUGGGCGAUGAGGGGAAGAUGGGCGAUGAGGGGAAGAUGGGCGAUGAGGGGAAGAUGGGCGAUGAGGGGAAGAUGGGCGAUGAGGGGUAG
Molecule: messenger RNA, 279 nt
Organism: Closterium sp. Naga37s-1
Lineage: Eukaryota; Viridiplantae; Streptophyta; Zygnematophyceae; Desmidiales; Closteriaceae
Source: the annotation of a GenBank genome assembly